ACACUUUCCUCUGUGGAGACAUAUGUAUCUUUGCAGAUGCAUUUAUGUAUGUAUUAAUUCCCUCAUUCUGCCGCUGUUUCUCUUGACACGUGUGAACGUAGAACCCCAGUGAAAUUGUUGGACUGGGUUUUAAUCAACACACUCUCUGCAGUGUCUGACUUAAAUUGGCUUUUAAUGAAACUUUGUGGAGUGCAUGUAAUUGCUAGUUUGACUGAAAUCAGGAUAUUUGAGGCCAUUAAUUAUUAGUCAACAAUUAGUCUGUCAAUGGACAGAAAAUCAAUCUGCAGCUAUUUCACUAAUCAAAUCGUUUUCCCAUUGUGAACAUUUGCUGCUUUUCUGUUUUUCUAUAGUUAUAGUUAGUAUAGUUUAAAUGUUUUUGGGGUUUUGGACUGUUGGUCAGACAAAACGAGACAUUUUGAAGAUGUCACAUUUUUAGACUCUUGAGAAAUUAUGAGCACACUAUUUUCUGGAAAAACUAUUUCUAACCCGUAAUCUCAGUUUAAUCGAUAAAGAAACAAAUCGUUCAUUUAAAAGUAAUAAAGGAUAUUGUUUUUAACAAACACUUUUCAUAAAAGUAUCCUUUAAACUUUGUCAUAAGAACUGUAAGUAAUUGUGAUUGGACGGCUGGGUAAAAACAUGACAGUGACGAGCGCAGCGUUUUAUCCAAAAUUGAACAUUUUUAAACGCUGCGACCAGAAAAAACGCUCGGCGUAAAAUAGAAGCUCAGCGCAUUGUCACGCUGCUGGUGUUUGUAGCAGUGUAAAAAUGCGGCGCUCCUAUUACAAACAAUACACGAAAAAAAUGUCCUCUCUGGUUGAAAAAUUACUGUAUUUAAUCGCAUUUCUGAUAUAUCGGUUAUAAACUAACUCAGAGAUAAUUGUUGGUUGGGCUCUAGUGUCUCCAUUGUGUCAGUUUUUAAAUUGCGUUAAUUAGCCUCAGUUUAAUGCUCGCUGACGUGAUCAUGCCAAGUCUAUUUGGACACUUUUUCAGUUUACAAGGUGAUUGCCUUUGAAUAACAUCAACAUAAUUAACUCACUGCACAUAAUCUGUUGUAUGAGAUAAGCAUUAGGAAUCACAGGCAUUCAUCUUUGACACAAAGAUUUAGUUGAGAAGCUAAAAGCUAUAAACUCAUCUACUUGUGCUUUGUUUUGAGUCCAUACACAGACAAGUUUGACCUUUUCACACCAAAUAUCUUUGCAGAAAAAACAGCUUUUAUUUAGAGAUAUUUUAGGUUGUAGCUCAGAAAGAAAGCAAUGGUUGAGUGUUAAAAGUCAAUUGUGGCUUUAUGAUCCCCUGAGGCUACCUGUGCCUUAAAACCAAAACCUGUUCUGCUUUGAAAAAAUCAUGCCAUGCCACUCAGUGCAGAGAAAGCAUGUGUCGAGAGGCAAGUGUUGAGGACCAGAAACUUGUCUGGUGAGAAUGUUUCGCACACAAGCAAAAGAUACCUUUUUUAAAAUUGUAUCUUGCUUGUGCACAACACAGUUUUGCAACUACAGUGUGUGUUUGCAAUUGGAGUAGUACAGCUCUGCAAAGAAGCAGCUACAGGAAAACAGAAAAGUGUGAGGAAAGCUGAACAGACAUGAAGUGGAGACUGUCUGUCCUGUUCCUCACAGGACUGUGUUCUCUUACCCACUGCCUUCCUCAUCAGUACCACUUCAUCGGUACCACUCUGCCGUGGUUGAAGGCGCAGAUGUACUGCAGAGAGCGGUACACUGACCUGGCCACCGUCUUCAACAUAGAGGAUGUGAACCGGCUGGUGAACACAGCUCAGGACGCCACUGGAGGCUUUACGGGGGAGGCCUGGAUCGGGCUACACAAUAACCUCAACAGCUUGAGGACAUGGGAAUGGUCAGAUAAAAGUGACUCCACCUACCAGUACUGGAAGGAAGGUCAGCCUGAUAAUGUCGGAGGGAAGCAGGACUGCACUGCGACUGAUCUGGGCAACGCAGGCCUGUGGUCAGAUGAACAGUGCAGCAAGGAGCUCGUUUUCAUCUGCUAUGGAGCAAAUGACAAAACUCCAGACGAGCCAGUUUUUUCCUCCACUACCACAGUGACACCAAACAAAAUAUCCACAAUCGAGGGAGACUCACCCAGUACAGAGAUUACUUUUCUGUAUUCAACCUCACUGGUGGAUCAAACAACAUCCAUUCCCGAUGAAACUCCAAACCAGCCAGCUCUGUCUACCACCAAAAUGACCACCAUUGAGGGAGACUCAACCAGUACAGAGGUUUCAUCUCAGCAGUAUUCAACUCCAAAGGUGGAUCAAACAAGAAGUAUUCCUGUCAAUGCAGUUAAUGCAGAACAUGUGAUUAACCUGGGAGUGAAAUUCACCUCUGAGAUACAACUGAGUGAAAACGACAUCAAAGAGCUGGUGUUAGUGCAGUUUCGCAAUCUACUGAUAAAAAAGGGACUUCCUACGAGCAUGAAGGUGGGCUUGAAGAGACCAUAGAAAUAAUGAGAAUCCAACUGACUGAGAUGGGGGGAUGAAUGACGGACCAGUGAAGUGAUGAAGAAGGGAGAGGCUGAAGUCCUGAAAAGAAUGUUGAACUUGAGCUUUUGUAUUUUUCUGCUUUGACCACACAAAAAUGAAUUCAAGAUCAAUUUGCUUCACGUUUAACAACAGAGCAAUGGACAUUUUUCCUGUCUAACAGCAAUAAAGGUAUUUUCAA
This is a messenger RNA of Siniperca chuatsi (mandarin fish), 2669 nucleotides long. RefSeq names its product C-type mannose receptor 2-like. Lineage: Eukaryota; Metazoa; Chordata; Actinopteri; Centrarchiformes; Sinipercidae. The transcript is spliced from 8 exons. The record is from RefSeq and is a predicted model, not a curated record. Bases 1580 to 2449 code for a protein of 289 amino acids.